CUUUAUUCUAACGAGCGUCUUUUAUUGCGCGGAAGUGUGCAAUCUUGCUGUCGAAGCCUGUAUCAUCGAUGACGACUCAGGGCGACUGCCCGUCUCUCUUGGUGGUGGUUUCAGAGUUAGAUCCGUUGCACGCUAGUGAAACAGACAAAGAAGGUCCUGUGCUUUCAUUAUGUUUGAGCAAUCUACUCGUGUUUAUCAACACCUACCUGAUGUUCAAUCAUGAAAACAGACUUGCAUUCAUUGCCACAACACCUUCUGAAUGCUCAUUUCUGUAUCCUCUCAAUGUCAACAAACCUGACAGUUCGGGCUCCACCGAGGACGACUUGAUGCCUGGAAAAUGUGGACAGUAUGAACUGUUUGAAGAUAUCAACAGUACGAUCACAAGAGGACUAAAAGCUGUUGCAAGAAGAAUGAAUUCUGGAGUGACGACGAGGCCAUUGUUGGCUGGUGCCUUAGCGAAGUCGCUAUGCUAUAUUCACAAGCACACGACGGAUAAAGAUAAUCGAUUGCUGCCACGGAUAUUGGUUAUGAAGUCGUCCCCUGAUUCGCCAUCACAAUAUAUGCCGACUAUGAACUGUAUAUUUGCUGCACAGAAAAAUAGUAUACCAAUUGAUGCUUGCCUUAUCGACAGUGACUCGGGUUUUCUACAGCAGGCAUGUGACCUUACGGGUGGCACAUACAUCAGAUUGCCUGAGACCAAAGCACUGCUUCAAUAUCUCCUGUGGGUGUUUCUUCCUGAUCACUCCUCGAGACAAAUGCUUACAUUACCUCCACUGGGUCAUGUCGACUAUAGAGCUGCUUGCUUUUGUCACCGAAAGCUGGUCGAGAUAGGAUAUGUUUGUUCCGUUUGUCUCUCGAUUUUCUGCCAAUUCAAUCCGAUCUGCUCCACAUGCAAUACGAGGUUUCCGGUGCCCGGUCUGGCAGGGAGUAAAGCAAAGAGGAAGAAGACCACACAGUAGCAUUUGGGAAUGUGGCCUCUAGUGAUCAUCAAGUUAUGUGCAAUGUUAUGUGAAUGGAGGUAAUGUGACACUUUGUGAAUAGAUCUAUACAACAGUGUGGAUAUCGUAAGCCACUGUGUUAGUCAUAAUUUGUCGCUAUUUACCU
Molecule: messenger RNA, 1104 nt
Organism: Corticium candelabrum
Lineage: Eukaryota; Metazoa; Porifera; Homoscleromorpha; Homosclerophorida; Plakinidae
Product: general transcription factor IIH subunit 3-like
Exons: 13
Coding region: 69-959 (296 amino acids)
Biological process (GO): nucleotide-excision repair; regulation of DNA-templated transcription
Cellular component (GO): transcription factor TFIIH holo complex; transcription factor TFIIH core complex
Source: RefSeq, a predicted model, not a curated record